AUGUCGAAUUUAGUUGAAAAAACUGGUUUCAACCAUCUUGGUUUAUCUUCAUGCCAAAAGGAAAAAAAUGUGGAAAAAAACGAGUACUUGGAAAAGAAUAAUUCAAAUGAAGAGAUAUAUGGGAAUAAAAUUCAAGAUGAUGGGGUGAACUCAAAAACUGUUUCUGCCCCCUUAAAUAAUGAUUUACUUAUAACUAAUGAUAAUGAAAAGGUGUUUACAGAUACUUUGGAGCAAAGCGAAUUGGAAAUGAAACUUAAGAAGUUACUAGAGGCGACGAAUCAGUACUCGUAUCUCUUAUCUGGUGAAACCAAGAAUUCUAAGCAUUUGGGAUCCAAUUCUAAACCUGGAUCAUCAGGGAGGCAACACUUUAUUAGUGAAAAAGAGGAAGACGAUAUUCUUAUUAAAGAAGUCGAAGACGACGGCUCUCAAAACGAAGAUAGAGAAAUCAAUUACUCUCUGGAAAAAGUAACUGAACAGCCAGAUUGUAUUACUGGUAAGAUGAAAUUUUAUCAAUUAGAAGGUUUAAAUUGGUUGUUUCAACUUUACAAACAUAAUAUUAAUGGAAUUUUGGCGGAUGAAAUGGGAUUAGGUAAAACUUUGCAGACUAUAUCAAUAUUGGGAUUCUUAAAAAGUACAUUCAAGGUUGAGGGCCCUCAUAUUAUCUUGACACCAAGGUCUACUUUGGAUAACUGGUUUUGUGAAUUGAAUAGGUGGUGCCCAUCUCUACGUGUUGUUAAACUACAUGGAGAUCGUCAGCUCAGAGACGAGAUUUUCUCAAAGCUACUUUUCCCUGGAAGCAAAGUUUAUGCUAGCACCGUAUAUUUCAACGAAUCAAACGAAUUGGUUGAAGAUGAGGAAAAUGAUGUUGAUUUGUAUCGGAAUUCAGAAGAUAGGCCAACUUUUGCUAAUUUUGAAUUCACCGAUGGGAAUUUGCAAUAUAAUAUCUGUUUGACUACUUUUGAAAUGGCAAUUAAAGAAAAGUGGAGACUUCAAAAGAUCAAUUGGAAAUACUGUAUUCUAGAUGAGGCUCACCGUAUAAAAAACGAGAAAUCUCUAUUAUCAGAGGUUGUAAGACUUCUUAAAUCAAAAAAUAGGCUUCUUAUUACAGGAACCCCUCUUCAAAAUAACCUGAAAGAACUAUGGUCUUUGCUAAAUUUCUUAAUGCCAAAUUUAUUUUCUUCUUCAGAAGAUUUCGAAUCUCUUUUUGACUUUUCAAAACUAGAUUCAGAUGAUAAACAGAAAUGUGUGAUAAAAACAUUACAUCGGAUAUUGCGUCCAUUUAUGCUUAGAAGACUCAAAGUUGACGUUGAGAGAGACCUUCCACCAAAAAGAGAGCUUUAUGUAUAUAUUGGUCUAUCAAAACUCCAGAAGAAAAUCUACUCUGAGCUUUUGACAAGAAAUUUAGAUGUGCUGAACAGCGCUAGCUCUAAUAAAACUCAAAUGCUUAAUUUACUUAUGCAACUUCGAAAAACUUGUAACCACCCAUACCUAUUUGAUGGGGUAGAGCCUGGCCCCCCAUAUGUUGAAGGCUUUCACAUGGUUGAGGCAAGUGGAAAAAUGGUUCUUCUCCACAAAUUACUUCCAAAACUCUUUUCUCAAGGUAGUAGAGUAUUAUUGUUUUCUCAAAUGACCAGAUUGCUUGAUAUUAUUGAUGACUAUCUUCGUUGGUGUGGUUAUCCCUAUUGUAGAAUUGACGGAUCGACGCCUGGAAUAGAGAGACAAGAAAGAAUAGAUAUAUUUAAUAAGGAAGGAAGUGAUAAAAUUAUUUUCUUAUUAUCAACGAGAGCUGGUGGAAUCGGGAUAAAUUUGGCAACUGCAGAUGUAGUUAUAUUAUUUGAUUCAGAUUUCAAUCCUCAGAUGGACUUGCAAGCUAUGGAUAGAGCGCAUAGAAUAGGACAAAAAAAACCAGUGACUGUGUAUAGGUUUGUCACAGAAAAGACUGUUGAAGAAAGGAUUGUUGAGCGUGCAGCAAAAAAACUUAAAUUAGACUCACUGAUUAUCCAACAAGGUCUUAUUUCGAAAGCUUCUAACUCCGCUCCAGAUAAUAGGGAACUGCAUGAAAUGAUUCAAUUUGGUGCACAAGAAGUAUAUCACACCAGGGACUCUUCCUCAGUGACUGAUGAAGACAUUGAUACAAUCCUAGCAGCAGCGCAAGAAAGAACAAAUGAGAUGAAUGCGAAAAUGAAAAAACUGUCUUCGGAGCUUGAUCUCCAGAAUCUAAGACUAGAUGGAGGAAUCCGAACUUCUAUGCACCCCGAAGUCAAAGAUAAUGAAUUAAAAUCAAUUGAAGAUCCAAAAGCAAAGGAUAUGCCAUUAAUACAAACAGAUAUCACCUGGUUUGAUCUUGGUGAACGAAAGACUAAGUGGAAGCUUGAAACAUCGUCAAACAAUACAGCAACAGUCAGAAAACAGCCAAAACCCAAACUUAUUGGAUGGAGGGCGCAAGUUGGUGGCGGAUAUGAUCACCAAUUUUUUAAUGCAAAACGUCUAGAUGAGCUUGAAGAAAUCGAAAAAAAAUGGAACGAAUAUUUAAAGGAGAAUGAAACCAAACAUAAUACAAAUUCAAGUGAUGAAAAUUUAGAGGAUAUUUUCUCUGUACCACCGGAACUUAAGGAGUUAAACCAGAAUCAAUUAGUUCGCCUUCUUGAUGUUGCAGAAGAACACAUGGGCGUUUCAAUCGAUAAAAGUUCCUGGCCUAAAAAGAAACUUUUCUCAAGAGCAAAAGAACUUUUCUCAUCUGGGUUUGUCCUUCCUAGAUGUAAUUUCAAAGAAGCUCUUACUGAUCUUAGGCUCAUGUUCAGUGACGGGAGAGCAUGGGAUAUUCAUAUCCCAUGCGCCAGACAAAGAAGUAAAAAAAAGACGAAUAAAGAUUGCAAUUCAAAAAAUAAUAAGACCCCAAAAGUUUUUACUGAAUUAAUGAAACAGGAGAAGAUGGAGCUUAUUUCUCAAGGGUUCCCCAACUGGACAAAAGGUGAUUUCCAACGUUUUUGCAGGGCAGCUGAACUAUACGGUUCAGAUUUACAUUCUAUUGCUGAAUUAAUGGAAAAUAAGAGCUAUGAGGAAGUAAGCAGGUAUUAUCAUGUAUUUUUUAAAAGGUAUAAGGAACUUCCUUCUGGUGAGAGAAUUAUGGGUAGAAUUAAAAUGACAGAAAAAAUCCAAAAUUGGUUUUCCGAUGCAAACAAUGCUAUAAAAUAUAUUGUUCAUGAACAAAUAAAGAAAAAUAAAAUUAAAAAACUCUCACUCGACAAUAUUUUCUUUCCAUUUAAAGUAAAAAACACUAGUAAUAAAUUUGAAUCAUUUAACCAUUUACAAGACAAUGCACUACUAAUUGCAAUGUAUAAAUUGGGUGUUCAAUCUUACAAUGAUGUUGCAAUAUCCUUCAAAUAUUUACUAAAUUCCAUAACAUCCGUUAAUUCACUUUAUUCUUCUCACUACUCUAUCGAAUUUAUCACCGAAAGAUGUAACGAAAUUUCUAAAGCUGCAAUAAAUUACUACAAAAAAUGCUCUCAGAAACAAAUUAAACCAAAUAAAUCGGCAAUAUCUAAAUCGGAUACUCAAAAAAAAAAAGCAAAAAACUCUAAUAAGGUUUCAAACUUCAAUAAAAAAAAAAUUAAAAAAAUACAAGAUACAGAAUCAGAUAAUACAGAUAGCAACUAUAACUCAGAAGAGAGCUUGGAAGAGAGCUCAGAAAAGAGUUCAGAAAUAGAUUUUGAAGACCAAGAAGAAUUUAAUACAGAUGAUGAAAAAGUCCAACAUAAUUCAAGGAAGAAAAGAUCUAAUGAUACUAAAAGGAAAAAUAACAAAUUUUCAAAAAGAAAAAAAUUAAAUUAG
Messenger RNA from Cryptosporidium ubiquitum, 3831 nucleotides. Its product is annotated as SWI SNF2 like ATPase. NCBI's taxonomy places the organism in Eukaryota, Apicomplexa, Conoidasida, Eucoccidiorida, Cryptosporidiidae. The coding region runs from base 1 to 3831 and encodes 1276 amino acids. Gene Ontology annotation, cellular component: nucleus; chromatin. The transcript has a single exon. Gene Ontology annotation, molecular function: ATP hydrolysis activity; histone binding; DNA binding. The record is from RefSeq and is a predicted model, not a curated record. Gene Ontology annotation, biological process: nucleosome organization; regulation of transcription by RNA polymerase II.